UUGCCAUUAGAACUUCGACUUUGACGUUGUGCGAUCGCGAGCGCGUUCCGACAAAUCGAAAGAAAGAAAGGAAGAAAACAAAGCAAUUACACUGCGCUACACAAUACCGUUGUUGAGAGACUAAGUGUGGGUUCCGUUUCGAGUGCAACAGUUUCCCAGGCUUAGACGCGACGUAGACGAUGCCAAAUAAUCGUAAUCGUAAUCGCAAUCGUAAUCGUAAUAAGCGCAAUAAAAAUCAAAACGCAAAUCAAAAUAAACAGCAAGCGGCGGCGGCGGAGGGAACAGCGACAGAGGAGCGAGAGCAGCAGGAGGAGGCAGGAGCGGCAGCAGCAACAACUUCAUCAUCAUUAACAGCAGCUAAUGAUCAUCAGCAUGAUAAUAAUGCAAAUUCUGGCAGCAUUUCAAAUGGGUCAACCACAGCCACCGACAGCCUCACAGCUGCUGAUGAAUCAACCACGCGCAUAGCCAGCAUAGAGGACAGCCAGAAAGAGCCAGAAGAACAGUCUGUGGUGCAGCUAGAGGAUAAGUCCAAAGAACAGUAUAUUGCAGCAAAAGACCAUCCGUCUGAAGAUCAGGCAGAAAAGAAGCUGGUCGAUCAGUUAGAAGUUCAGCCUAGAGUUCAUACAAAAGAGAAGCUCGUUCAACAUUUGGAAGAUCAGCACAAACAUCAAUCUGAGGAUCAGCUGGAAGAUUUGUCUAAAGGUCAGGCAGAAGAGAAGGUGGUCGAUCAGUUAGAAGAUCAGACAAAGGAGCAGCUUGUCAAGCAGUUAGAAGAUCAGCCUGCAGCUCAUUCUGAAGUAUCUGAUGAUCAGAAAAGAGGUAAACUGGUCGAUCAGUUAGUAGAUCAGUUAGAGGAAAAGCCUGUCCAGCAGUUGGAAGAUCAACCCGAAUGUCAAUCUACAGAUCAGCUGGCAUAUCUAUCUGAAGAUCAAAAGAAAGAGAAGCCCAUCAAUAAGCCUGAUCUGCAGACAAAAGAUAAGCUUGUCCAACAAUUAAGAGGUCUGCCAGGAUGUCAAUCAGAAGAGCUGCUAGAAGAUCUGUCUACAAAAGAGAAGCUGGUCGAUCACACUGAAGAGCAGUCGAUUGCACAAGCAAAAAGUCAGCCUAAAGAUCAGUCUGAGAAUCAGCCACAAGAGUUGCCAAGACAACAGUCGGAAGAGCCCCGAAUUGAACAUCUGAUCGAGCAAGAUCUAGUUGAAGAUUCAAAAAUAGAGAAGAUUAUUGAUCAGUUAGCCGAACAAGUAGCAGAUCAGCCAAGGGAACAUCUGAUUGAGAUACAUCCGAAAGCUCAGACAAAAGAUCCAAAAGAAGAACUUAGAGUAAAGAAGGCCUCUGAGCAGUCUGAAGAUCAGUUCAAGAAACAGCCAGUGGUUCACAUAGUGCCUGUGAUAGUCGAAAAGGGAGAUAAACACGAAAUGGGUGCCAAAAACUCCAAGCAGCAACGGGAUCAAUCACAGCAAGAGACAGAAUUGUCACAGGAGCAGCAGCAACAGCAGGCAGCAAGGCCACCAGGCAGCCCACGUCAGGCCAAGGUCAUUGUGCAUCGCAUAGUGCGCGAGAGCAAUGACGAAAUAGAUGCACAUCAGCAACAGUUGCAGCAGCAACAGCAGGAGCAGCAGCAGACGCAACAACAGCAGCAGGAAACACAAACAGAGCAACAGUUGCCAGCAGCUGUGCAAGAAUUACUGGCGAAUUGUCAGCUGCAACAGCCGCUGGCUCAGCAGCAACAGAUCAAAACACAGCAGCAACAGGUUGAGACACAUCAGCAACAGCGUGCACCACAGCAACAUGCCGCACAGCAGCCGCUACAACGCAGCACAAAGGUCAUCAUACAUCAGAUACGCAUCGAAACGGAUGAGGAGGAACGCGCUCGCAAAGGUAAGCCUACAAUUGAGGAGAUCAGCAGCACCACAGCAACAACAACCGCACACAGCACCAACAGCAACAGCAGCAGCGGCAACAGCGGCACCUUGUCACCGCCGCCGCGUUACUUGGUCGAAUCGCCCUCACCAAAGGCCGUGCAACAGUUUAGUAAAUUCGCGCGCGAUGUGCAAAUUCAAGAGCUGGAGCUGAGCAGCGAUUGUAGCUCCGGUGAGUUCAAUGGGCCGCUGCAGUCGCCAGUUGUAUUUGAAGCGGAUUCGGAGACGGCGAACACGCCGACGGCUAUGAUUGCGCCUGUUGCUGUGCUGGCGUCUUCGGCGGAUUUGCCGUCCAGCAGCCGCGCCGAGCAGCAGGAGCAGCUGCGCCAGAAACGCGCCCAGAAACGCAAUGCACUCGAAUCGCACUUUCUGCCGCAGCUGCUUAGUCCGCGCUAUCUGGACAGCAUUCUGGAGGAGAAUAGCGAGGCAGCAGCAGCGGGCGGCGAUCCCAGCCUAAGUCGCAGCGCCUCCGCAUCCUCCUCUGGCAAUGAUCCGGCGAAGACGCGCUCACCACUGCCAGCGAAGGCAAACGAAGCGUUUCCGCGCAGCCAACUCGACUUCAGUCGCCGGCACAAGCGUCGCGAAGAGCCGCUGGCUCUCAUGCUGGAAACAAAGCUGCUCGAGCAGCCCAGCGAUUUGGAGAGCUGCACGCGUCUACAGAGCACGUUGUCGCCACAAUCCGAGGACGCGGAAUUGGUUUACCUCAGCUCGUCCGGCUCCAGCAGCGUCUCGGAUCUAAUGGAACUCGAGCUCGAAGAGGCAGCUGCCCUGGCCAAACGAGCCCUCAGCGAUCUGGACACGGAUGCCAGCCGGCUGAUCAAUCGACCCGACGACGACCUGAGUAGCACAACAACCACAGAGCCGAUUAGCUCGUCCAAUGAAACGGAAACCGAGGGCGAGUGCGAGGUUGAAACGGAAGUGGACACGGAAACGGAGGCAACAACUGCCGCCGACCAAUCGAGCCGCGAGAGCACACCUGUUAACGCUCAUCCCCCGACGGAGCCGACAUCGCCGGGCAGCAGUUCGCUAUCAUCGCUGCUUAGUGCCGCGACGCUGACGCCGACAGCGACGCCCACGCCGGCAUUAAAUGAGCUGCCAAGAGAAGCGAAUCAACAUUCGACAUUGUUGGCCAACGAAUUUAGCCCGAACAAAUUGGCCAACAGUUCAACUGCAACCACUUCGCUGGCGGCAACGCGCGAGGAAUUCGUUCGCAACAUGGAAAAAGUGCGCGAAUUGAUCGAAAUGACGCGACGCGAAAACGGGAAUGUAAACGGAAACGGUAACGGUAACGUUAACGAGAACGCGCCAGCUGCUCCGGAGCAGCAGCAGCAGCAGCCAAACGAAUUGCGCUGUAGGUUAUCACCCACGCCCCCGCCUGUGCCACCGCCCCCCAGCAGCAUGCACUAUCCCGCUACCAGCACCACCCAGCAUCCAAUCCUUAACCCCUUGUUGCUCAAUCGACAAGAGUCGAACGAUUCGCACUGCUCGGACAGCACACAGCACAGCCAAUGCACUGCCAUACAUCUGGCCUCGCCAACCCCGCAACAGCAACCCCCCACACCUCCCUUGCGCCAGCAGCAGCAACAGCAGCAACCAGCUAUUUCCCCUAUUUCAGCAGCGGAAACGGAAGCGGAGCGCAUUAAGAAAUUGCGUUUGCUAUGCACCGAGACAUUGGCCUCCAUGCCCUAUGGCGAGCAGAUGCUUGAGGAGCUCGCCAGCGUUGCCCAAAACAUAACUGAACAGCAGCAGCAGCAGCAGCAGCAACAGCAGCAGCAGCAACAAGUGGACAACAUGCCUUAUCCUAUGCCCCAAUUGCCGCACAUUGGCGAGCUGCAGCUGUCGCUGGACCAGGCCGCAGGCGAGAAGGAUGCUUGGCUGGGCUUGCCUACGCAGAAGGAUCCCCAGCUGCUGGUGUGCCUGUCGCCGGCGCAGCGUGCGCUGACACAGCAGCAACAGUUGCAGCCAGCGGCCGAUCAGCUGCUGGACGCACACGAGAAGUUCGUACAGCGACGCGGCUAUCACGAGCUGAGCGCCGAACAGGUGCGUGCCAUGGAUAGCGCACAAAUGACUGCCGAACAGGAGCAGAUACUCAAAACAGCGGCCAAGAUGCGCGAAUUGCGCAAGAGUCUAACGCCCACAGCGACAACGCCGCCGCCGCCGCCGGUGCCUGUGAAGAGCGCCGAAACGGCGGCCAAGGCAAAGAGCCAAGCAACACAGCAGCAAAAGCAAAUGGCAGAUGACGUAAGCCAAAAGGCAAGCACAGCAGCAACAGCAACAGCAACAAUGCCAGCGACAUCAUCAUUUGAAAAUAAACCAACAGCAGCAACAGCAGCAGCUGAUCCGCAGUUGCCAUACGCAUUUGACCAGCGCACAGUCGAGCAGCAACAGCAGAGCAAACACAGCAGCAACAGCAACAGCAGCUACAUGAGCCACAGCAGCAACAUUAGGAGCAGCAGCAACAACAGUAGCAGCAAAUUUCCAGCCAGCAUGGAGAGCGAAUUGGCGCGCAUGUUCCCCAGCAUGGCCCAGCAGGGCGACAUUUUUGACGAGCAGCGCAAGCGUUUCUCCAACAUUGAGCAGAGCGGGCAGCAGAAGCCGCAGCAGAGCAAACGCUACUCCAACAUCGAGACCAGUUCCUUUGAGUCCAAAAAGCGUGUAGAGAACGGCCAGGUGAUCUACGACUACAGCAAUAGCAGUCGCGAGCAGCAGCAGCAGCAGGAGCCUGCUGGUGACACGCCCACGGCAAAUGGGAAAUUUCCGGUACGUGAGGUGCAGCAGCAGCAGGUGCCCCAGGUGCAUCAGAUACCUGUACGGCAGGCGGCGGCGGAUGAGGUGGACUGUGCACCGCCAGUGCCACCGCCGCCGGCAGCGGCAAAUAUGAUGUCAGCAACGAAAUUAAAUGGCAUGUCAAACACUUUCAAUGAUGACGCACAGCAGCAACAGUUGCUCCCAGAGAGCAGGCAGCACAGAGAACAAACAACAACAACAACAACAACAACUGGCACCAAGGUGAACAGUAGCAGCAGCAGCGGCACUUAUGAGGAAUUUCGGCAACGUGCCAAAGCAGCGCUCGACGCAAUUGCUCAGCCCAACGGCAACGGGCAACCUUCGACGGGCAAUCACUUGGAUAAUGAAAAGCUCUUCAAGGACUUUGACGCCUUGUCCCAACAGCUGAAUGCCGAGCUGCAAACGGGCCGCGAGCAGCGACAGCAGCGCGACAAAUCCGCCUCGCUCUACGAUCUCAGUCGCCUCACCAACAGCAACAACAACAACAGCUGCCAACUGGAGCAGCUGAAGCGUGAGCGGCAUGCCCACAUGCAGGAGCUGGAGCGUGAAAUUGAACGCUCGGCCAGAUCACGCCAGGAGCGACUGUCCUCGGUGCCACGUGCCGUCGAGAUACCCAUUCAACUGGCGCCCGAUUACGAGCGCACUCGUCGCGCCGAAUCGCUGUGCAAUCUGAACGAGCAGACGCGCCCGCACAGCUCCGCGGAACACUACCGAGUGCCCACCGAGGCAGUACAGCAGGAUGAUUGGGCACACUAUGCCAGCGAUUUGGGCUACUCGGAGAAUAUCGCGCGUCCAUUUGCCCGCGAGGUGGAGAUUUGCUAUCAACGCCAGAACCAGAGCCAGGGCCAGCGACAGCCGCACUCUAUACGCGCGCCACGCCUCUCGGCCAGCACAAACGAUCUGUCCAGCAGCAGCUGCUACGAUAGCUUCAAUGCGUACGGAGGCGGGCGCCGGCAUGCGCCCAUGCUGCAGCAGGCGCCGCAGCAGCAGCGGCCACACUAUGCCAGCUGCUACUCGAUGAUCGAGCGGGAUCCGAAUCCCACUUACAUUAGCACCACCUCGAGGCGUGGCGUGUCGCCGGCGCCGGUGUCCACGCCCGUCACCCCGCAGCCGGGACAGCCGCCGGCGUACGACAGGCAGCGGGAGAGACGCGCCUCGUUGCCGCGCGAGCUGCACGAGCAGCAGCUGAAGUAUAUACUGAGCAAGGAGGAGCAGCUGAAGCUAGAGUUCGAACGACUGCAGCAAGAGCGCCGCCGGCUGAUGGAGGAGAUGCAGCGGGCGCCCACGGUAUUGCAGGCGCCGCCGCCGCGUCGCGAGAGCUACCGGCCGGCGCCCAAGCUGCCCACACUCAGCGAGGAUGAGGUGUUCCGCCAGCAAAUGGCCGAGGAGUGGAUGAACAAAGUGGCCGAGCGAGAGGAGCGGCGCCAGCACAAGAUCAUCAAGAUAUCCAAGAUCGAGGACGAACAGCAGCACGCCACCGAGCACCAGGCGAACAUUAGCGAUGAGUUUCUCAAUCGCGUCAAGGAGCGCCGUCACAAGCUUUCAAUGCCCGCGGACAGCGACUGGGAGAGCGGCGCCGAGUCGCAGCCAGCGCCCGCCAAAACGGCGGCGACGGCCGGCAGCGAAUCGGAUGCGGAGGCGCCGACGCCCGUGCGCAUUCUGGAGGGUCAGGCCGAGGCAAAUCUGCGCGAGCUCCCGCGUCAUCUGCGCGAAUUCGCCAAGUUCAGCAGCUGCGAGCAGCUGAAAGGUGACGCCCAGUCAUCCGGUCAAGUGGAGCGGCACGAGCAGCAGGAGCGCAGCGAGACCGCAACGGACAAUUCGCUAAGCAGUGCCAGCAAGAAGUCGACCAUUGUGAAGACGUACAAGGUGUCCCGGUUGCCGCCUUCUGUGCAGGCCCAAGCAAUUAAAAGCGAACGUCCGCACCAGCAGCAGCAGCAACAACAACGGCAGCUACAGACAGCGACGCCAACGUCAACGCCGACGCCGACGCCAGCGAUGGCAGCGAAGCUGCGUCUACGCCCACAGAAGCAGACGCGGUUUCUGCUAUCGCCGCAGCAGCUGCAGCGACAGCGCCAGCGACGCAGCUGGUCCGAGAGCGAUCUGCUAAAGGAGAUUGACAAUGAGCUGCAGCUGGCCAAGGGCUUUCUCUAUGCCAACGUCUACAAAGUCAAGCACGAGUAUAUGAGCGAACCGGAAACGGAAAGCGAUCGUCCGCGCAAAAUGGCACAGUUAGGUCGACGGCAAUACGAAGGCAUCGGUCCGGUGACCAACGAUGGAAUGCCCAUCAUACUGAGAUCGGAGGUCCAGGAACCGCACCAGCAUGAAUGGUAUAAGCGACUCUAUCAGACCAUACAUAAGCAGAAGAAUGGCGACGAUUUUGUGAUACGCUACAAGUGUCCCAGAGCACGUCCCUCGUACAAGAGCAAUGGUUAUGUCUCAGAGCCCGAGCCCAAUUACGAUUCCGAUUACUCGACUGUAAAAUACCGUACACCCAAUCCUCUACGCGUACAGUCGGUCUCAUCGGCAGUCAACGUGCGCAAUCUAAGCCAGGACGAUAAAUUGUAUGGUACUAUGCCCAAUCCCAUAAAAGCGGCACAGAACUCGUACAAGAAUCAACCUGGUCGCAUCGAGAACUAUACAACUGGACAUUCGUCUGUUUCGGAAAAGGAGAAGAAGGAGUGGUGGGACGAAGUGAUGGACAUCUUUAACGGGAAUUUGGAACAAUCGAAAUUAUCGCCGCUCUACACAGAAGGCAAUUUGUCAAGAGCUCUGGCCAAAGAAUCGGGUUAUACCAGCGAUUCGAAUCUAGUCUUCCGCAAAAAGGAGCUACCCGUUAGCAGUCCGCUGAGUCCCGUGGAGCAGCGACAGGCCUACAAGAGCUUACAGGCGGGAGGGGAACCGCCUUUGCUGGGCUUCCGUAAGCCCGCGCCCGAGAAACCCAAAGAAAUUGUGGAAGAAUUCGAAUUUAUUCAGAUAACGCCCACGCUAACCAAAAUACGCGUGAGCACCAAGCCGCUCGAGGAUUCCAAGGAAGUGCUAGAGCAAGCAGAGACUAAAGCUGCUCCGCCAGCACCACCAACACCACCUCCCCCACCACCACCGCCACCGCCACCGCCGCCGACAAAUUCAGCUAACAAAAUGUUUUCGCAUUUCUCCAAGAAUUUGCCCUCUUUUAUACCCCUGAGCAAGAAGCAGCAGCAGCAGCAGCAGCUGCAGGAGACGGCUCCUUUGCCACCGAAUCGCCGCUCCUCCUGCACCAAGAGCACCGUGCGCGUGGAGAAGAUCACGAGCAGUUGCGCCAAGUCGCGCCAUGAUCAAUGCUUUCUGCCUCCCGGCGGCAGCAAUAGCCUAACCCUGCGCAAGGUCGCCAGCUCACGUCGAGAGCCCAUUUGCCGGUCCAAGUCCACCGGAGCGGUGUCCACGCUGCUGGCCACCCUGACCGCCACCAAGGAGACUCGCACCAAGGACGGCUGCCUGCUGCGAGUCCAGCAGCACCAGCAGCAGCAUCAGCAUCAGCAUCAUGCGCGCCUGCGCUCCGUGAGUCCCAGUCGUCGCCCCGCCGCACGCCUGCUCGCGCUCCGCCACUCGAGCCGCAGUCCAGUCGCGUUUGGACGCAGCAUUUCCAAGGAGCGCAGCUUCGCCGAGGAGAAGAAGCGUCUGGAGAGCACGCUGCCGCCUAGUCGCACCAACUUCGAGGCGAGCACCAAUAUACUCCGCGAUCCCUCGCUGAAAUCCCCGCAGGAGGUGCGCGAGGCGGUGCGCUCCUAUGCCACCUGCAAGGCGCAACACACUGUGAGGAGCAAGUCGCUGCCCCGUUUGCGCCACAGCACCGUCAGCACCACCACGAGGCACACCAUGUGCCUGCCACAGGUCAGACCACAGCAGCUGCUGGACUGCAGUCGGGCGUUGAAGAAAGUGCUGCCCAAGUGCAGCAAGGCGCAGGGUCAAACUGUCCAGGCAAUUGCCACAGUGCAUCGCAGCGCCUCGCAGGAGAGUUUGCCGCGCAGCAACUCGACCUACUCCAUCGACUCGGUGGUGCGGCAGGAGUAUGUGCCCAUAGCACCGCCCAAAACCUAUAUGGGCAAGACGAAGCCCAACAAGCUGCAGACCAGCCGCAGCGAGGGUCAUGUGCCGCGCAAGCGUUCGAGCACCACCACCAAAACCACUUUAAAUAAAUCCAAGCCCACGGCUGCCAUUGCCCAGCAAUCGUACAGCGAAACGGUACGCGAGAAAACCCACUUCUGGAACGAUUACAAUGCCAAGCAGGGUCAAACCCACACGACCCACACGCCCCACUCGCUGCCGCAGCUGAUCAAUGGAGGCACCAGCGACUACAAGUACUGCUCGCUAGUGGAGCCUGGCUAUGCCGAGGAUGUCUACGAUUACACGUCGGCCCAGGCGCCCGGCAGCUGCAUAGAGGAUCUCGUCUGGAAGUACGAGAGCAAGGCUCAGCCCGGCCCAGUCAGGCCCGCAGCUAUGACGGACAUCGCGCGGCCACAGUCGCCACACACGGAGCUGGGGCGUCGCUUUUCGCCGACGCGUGAGGUGCGCGUGCCGCAGCAGCAGCAGCAGACACAGCAUCAGACACAGCAUCGGGAGGUGCGCUCCCCCUCGCGCCGGCGCAUAGACAGCUUGCGAUCGAGCCAGCGUCAGGACAAGGAGCAACAACAGGCGGUGGCACGCGCCAGCAGCCUGAGCAGCGCCGAUGAUCGCAGCAAGCGGCAGUCGGGUGGUGCGGCUGCUGGAGACGGGCUCUAUCAGUGUGGUGAGCUGGCGCACAGCGCUACGUCGCUGGUGCAGCUGGAGCGGCACAGUCCGAGCUGUCGUUAUCGCAACAAUUGCGAACGCUUCACCGAGCUGAAUCGCUUCUAUAGCACAUUAGAGCGCGUGGGGCAGUUGGAACGUGCCACCUCGGCGAGCAAUUUCCAUCCGUUGCGCAAGGAUGCGGAGCUACUGGACUUUGACGAGUGGCGCAAGGUGCGUCUGCACGAGCGCGCCGAGAAGGAGCUGCAAUAUCUGGUGGGCAAGCUGCAAAUGGAUCAGCGCGAGCGCGACUUGCACUUUCGCUCUAAGGACGUGAACGAGAUCAAGUGGCGGCAGGAUGCGGAUCAGGCGCUGCAUGCCAAGCAGAAAUCCGUGGAGGAUUUGCGCGAGAAUUUCGAGCAGUUGCAGCUGCUGAAGCAACAGGCACGUGCCGAGGCCGAGCUGCCGCCCGUGCAGCGUCAAUGGCGCCGGAACACAGUAGCGGAUCUGGCCAGCAGCCUGGAAGCUGGAGGCCACAGCCGGGAGCCACAGACGGAGCGACAGACGGAACGUCAUUUGAGCAACGAUUUGGUGAGCACUCUGUCCAAGGAUCAAAUCAAGAAGAUAACACAGCAGCUGAACGAGAUCUAUGCGGGCAAUCGUCAGCCCGGAGCCGUGGAGGAGCAAUAUGUGGUCACCGUGGAGAAGGGCUCAAGGCCCAGUAGCCAUGCCAACACGCUGAAGGUGCGCUGCAACUCGAACAUCAGCAAGGAGCAGCUGCUCGGUCCGGUGCUGCGCAAGCGGGAGGAGCAACAGGCGCAAACUUUGCCGCGUGCCACGCGCAGCCAAUCCCCCGUGAUGGUCGCCCGGGAGACACGCGGCGCCAUUGCCGCCAAGAAUGCGGAGCUUACGCUGACCAAGCCGCCCGAGGUGCCGCCGCGACCCAAGCCCAUAAGCGAGCCUAAGCCAACGAAAACUAUUGCCAAGGCCGAGCAAGAGCGACAGGAUCAAGACAAGGAGAAUCCCAUUAACCAGAAGAUUCAGUACUUUGAAGAGCGGCAGUUCGAGGAGCCGCCCAAGACCAUAUACCAUGCACGCGAGGACAGCUCCCCGGACGAGGCGGAGGUCAUGCGUCUCAUCGAGCAGAAUAUGCAGGCGCGUCAGCAGGCCAGGCACAGUCACAGUCACAGUCACAGCCAGGGUCACAGUCACAGCCAGAGUCACAUGAUACAUACGGAGCUGAGCAACUCGCUCACAGAUUUGAGUGGCAUUUAUGGAGAACGUCCGGCAGCACGCGUAAAUUUUCACUUGCACAGCCCGCCCGAUCGUCCGCCCGAAGACGAGCGGCAGGAAGAGCUGCUCAGCUACGAGCAUGGUUCACCCGACGGCAGCCUUGAGCUCUACGAUGCCUACUAUCGCUCCAGGAGUUUGUCCCCCCAGUCGCAGGCCUCUGCCUGCUCCAGCUCGUAUCUGCAGCGCGUGUACACGGGCGAGGUGCAGAAGAUGAAGCAGAGAUUUGAGAGCAUCCAGCGGGAGCAACAGACCAAUGAACGGCGUGAUUUUUUUGGGCUUAGUACGCUGCGGAAGGCGCGCAGCGAUCCUGCACUGAAGACAGGAUCAAAAGACGCCUCGGGCAACGCGACGGAUGCGUUGCCGCUGCAGGAUGUCAGCCAGCUGACGCACAAAUUCGAGCUGCGACAUGGAGCAACUCCCUCGCCGGAGCGCGGCAGACGCAAGCAGCGCGGCCUGCUGAUGCCGCACAUAGACAUCAUAAGCAAGACGGCCGAGCUGUUGCCGGCCAAGGCGAGUCCCACGCGCAGCCACAGCAGCAACAGCUGCUCCAACCCGGGCCACGUGCAGUCGCUGCGCCAGCGCUACGAGUCACCGGAGCCACCGGAGUCCGCUGGCCAGGCACAAAGCCUGCCUCAGCGCUAUUUGUCCACCUCCCUGGCGGAUUUGCGGGACGUACACGAGAGCAUAUCGCCACAUUUGAGCGGCGAUUGGGUGGCGCACAAACAUCCGCAGCGCACGCCAGCGCUGCCCAAGAAACCGCAGAGACAGCCGGCGUUGCGUGCCAGCUCCAACUCGCCGCCGCGACCGGCCAGGCAGACGGACAUCUUUGCCAAUCAGCCGUUCGAUCCGCACAAGCAUCGACCGAAGGCGCGCUAUGUGCCCGAUGGCGCGGAUGCGGCAAGCAGCGCUGCCCGGCGUUGUCCGGCCAACAGCUUGGAGCGUCUCAAGCGCCACGCCCUGGCGGUCACAUUUAAAGACGUGAACAUACACUUCAAGACACCGAUAAGGCAUGAGUACAAGCAGAACAUAUCGGAGGAGGAAUUAGCUAUUCGACAAGCGGAGCAUAUGCAGAAAUUGUAUCAGGAGGAGCGCAGACGCAAGUAUCUACAGGAGCUGCAGGACAUGAAUUCGCGACGACACACCGACAAUUUUACACCCUCACAGAAAUCGCCAAUUGCCUUGAAUCGUUACGAUGAUUUCCCCACAGACGUAACGCUCAAAUCUCUGGUGGGACCCAAAACAGUUGCCAGGGCCCUCUACAACUUCCAGGGACAGACCUCCAAGGAGCUCUCGUUCCGCAAGGGCGACACCAUAUACAUCAGGCGACAGAUCGAUCCCAACUGGUAUGAGGGCGAGCAUAAUGCCAUGAUUGGACUGCUGCCGGCCAGCUAUGUCGAGAUUGUCAGUCGGGAUGGCGCCCGCACGCCUGGCAAGCGUCCAUCGGAGGGCCAGGCACGUGCCAAGUACAACUUCCAGGCGCAGUCCGGCGUGGAGCUGUCCCUCAACAAGGGCGAGCUGGUCACACUGACACGUCGCGUCGACGGCAAUUGGUUUGAGGGCAAAAUAGCCAAUCGCAAGGGCAUUUUCCCGGUCUCCUAUGUGGAGGUCUUAACCGACAUUGGUGCCGAAGAUAUUGCAGCUAGAACCACAACCGUAAUCAACACUCAGAGUACCACGAAUCUGCGUCCAAAUCUGGACGUGCUGCGCACAAAUAUCAACAACGAGUUCAAUACGCUGACCCAGAACGGAGCACAUCCGCCAAAUGGCAUACUGAAGGAGACCCGCACGCUGCACAAAACAGACGCCCUUCAUGUGGACACCAGCUCGGAGCCCUUGACUUAUCGUGCGCUGUACAAAUACCGACCACAAAACUCCGAUGAGCUGGAGAUCUUUGAGGGGGAUCUGGUGCAGGUGCUGGAGAAGUGCGACGAUGGCUGGUUCGUCGGCACUUCGCAGCGGACGGGCUGCUUUGGCACAUUCCCCGGCAACUAUGUGGAACGUGCCUGAAAACUCGAAAUGGUGGAAAGAGCAUUACGAACCGUUACGAUAUUUGUCUAUUGCCUUGGCAACAAGUGGAGAGAAAAAAGGAAAGUAAAUUGUGCAAGAAAUUCAACUCUAAACUUAUUGAGUUUGUAGUCCAAAGCCCAGCCAAGGUAAAAGCAAUUAUUAAUUAUUUAUAUGAAUUAUAAAACAAUUGUUAAAAAAAAAUCAAUAUCAGCUGCUUAAUUUUGCCGAUGUUUCUCUUAUAAUUUAAAUAAUGUACAACUAUUUAUUUAUUUUUAAAGAAAUGUUGAAAUUAUGUUUAUUUAUAAAAAAAAAUACACAAAAAUAUUAACCAGAAGUUUGAACCACACAGCCCGCACACACACAUACACACACACACACACAUACACACCAAAUAUCCAAAAGUUGAAGCUAAGAUAUUUUUUUCUAUAAACUUAUUUUUUCGUUUACCUACUAAUUUUAACUAGUCACAGCUAAUUUCCAAAAAAAAAAAAAUUAAUUUGAAAAAAAAAAAACAAAAAAAUAUUAUCAGAGAAAUUGUUUAUGAUUUUUGCGUAGGAAUCAAAACUGAUUUUGCGCCAUUUUAAAACGUUGAACACCAAGUGCCUUAAAUAUAAAAUGUUAAUUGACUAAAACGGAAAAUAAAUAAAUAAUUAUAUUUAAUAAUAAAUGCAUAAAAACAAGUGCCCUUCUGUUGUGUCGACAAUGCUAAUAAAUUAAUGUGCGAUUAUUAUACAUUUA
Molecule: messenger RNA, 13487 nt
Organism: Drosophila virilis
Lineage: Eukaryota; Metazoa; Arthropoda; Insecta; Diptera; Drosophilidae
Source: RefSeq, a predicted model, not a curated record